Syngnathus acus (greater pipefish) is the source of this 4208-nucleotide messenger RNA. RefSeq names its product cadherin 2, type 1, N-cadherin (neuronal) (gene cdh2). The record is from RefSeq and is a predicted model, not a curated record. Gene Ontology annotation, molecular function: calcium ion binding; cadherin binding. Gene Ontology annotation, biological process: regulation of synaptic transmission, glutamatergic; adherens junction organization; homophilic cell-cell adhesion. The coding region runs from base 215 to 2941 and encodes 908 amino acids. The transcript has 16 exons. Gene Ontology annotation, cellular component: lamellipodium; intercalated disc; adherens junction. Lineage: Eukaryota; Metazoa; Chordata; Actinopteri; Syngnathiformes; Syngnathidae.
GAGGAGAGUUGGAGCAGCCUCAGUACCAGCCAGUGCUUCUCCUCGGAUACACUCCACGGAGGUGGCUGCUGCAGCCGAAGACGCCACACACCCUUUCUUCUUGCAAAAAAGAAAAAAGAAAAGAAAAACGGAAUCGUGUUUCCCCCUCAUUUUCAUUUCGGACCAACGUGUGGGAUUGCACUUGUGAUUUUGAAGAGGAAUUAAGCCAACCAAAAUGUACCGACGACGGGAGGGCAGCGGCGGGCUGCUUCUGCAGGCACUCUUGGCUUUACUGCAGAUUACAGCAGAAUGCGGGGUCAUCCCACCAUGCAGGCCUGGUUUCUCUGAAGAUGUAUACAAGGUUGCCUUGCCAGAUAUCAUCGAGAAGGGACAGCCCCUUUUCACUGCGAGGUUUGCCGACUGUAGCCGAGGGGGUCUGCUGCGCUUCGAAUGCAACAACCCAGAGGACUUCUGGAUAGAAUCCGACGGGGUGGUCUACGCCGCCAGGAAUCUGCAGCUCUCUGGACCUCAGGCGUCGGCGCUGUUGAUCAAGGCUAUUGAUGACACUACUCAGCAGGAAUGGAUAACCCUAGCCAGAUUGAUGCCUUCCAAGCAGCAGGUCAUGGAACCCACUUCUGAUCUGGCCAUGUCCAAGGAUUUGACGGAAAUAACAUUUCCGUCACGGAAUUCGGACAGCCAGCUGAAACGCAUGAAGAGAGACUGGGUCAUUCCCUCAAUCAAUGUUGCUGAGAACUCACGAGGUCCAUUCCCACAAGAGCUUGUUCGGAUCCGCUCGGACCACGACAACAACCGAUCCCUGCGAUACAGCGUGACGGGCCCCGGCGCUGACCAACCUCCCACCGGCAUCUUCCUCAUCGACCCAAUCUCCGGAGAGCUCUCGGUUAACAAGCCGCUGGAUAGAGAGCAUAUUUCCAACUUUCAUCUGAGAGCGCACGCGGUGGACCUGAACGGCAACCAGGUGGAAAACCCCGUCGACAUUGUGAUCAAUGUCAUUGACCUGAACGACAACAGGCCCGAAUUCAACCACCCCAUUUGGAACGGCACCGUCCCGGAGGGCUCCAAGCCAGGCACGUUUGUCAUGACGGUAACGGCGGUGGACAAAGACGACCCCAAAACGACUAAUGGCAUGAUCCGCUACAAGAUCUUGUCUCAGAACCCAGACAGUCCCACAUCCAACAUGUACACCAUUAAUAAUAAAACUGGAGGCAUCAUUACUGUGGCAGCAGGCUUGGACAGAGAGAAAGUGCCUCAGUACACACUGAUCAUCCAGGCCACUGACACAGAGGGCAACCCCAUGUACGGCCUCUCCAACACAGCCACCGCCGUCAUCAGAAUCACCGACAUCAAUGACAACCCGCCAGAGUUCACGGCUGACACGUUUUUCGGCGAGGUGCACGAAAACCGCGUAAACGUGAUCGUGGCCAACCUGACGGUGACUGACAAGGACCAACCCAACACUCAAGCCUGGAACGCAGUCUACAAAAUCACCGGAGGCGACCCCACCGGCAGGUUCUCCGUGCCGACUGAUCCCACCAAUAAUGAGGGCCUGGUGACGGUUGUCAAGCCUAUUGACUAUGAAAUGAACCGAGUGUACGUGCUGACAGUGGAGGCGAAGAACGAGGUGCCCCUCGCCAGAGGCAUCCACUCUCCCCGUCAGUCCACCGCCACCGUCACCAUACGGGUGCUCGAUGUUAACGAGAGCCCCUACUUCGAUCCCAACCCCAAACUGAUUAAACUGGAAGAGGGAAAGCCGGCGGACUUCAUGCUGACCACCUUCACGGCGCAGGACCCUGAUCGCUACAUGCAGCAGAGUAUCCGCUACACAAAACUGUCGGAUCCGGCCAACUGGCUGAGGAUCGAUCCCAGCAACGGUAGAGUGACAACAAUGGCGGUUUUGGACAGAGAAUCGCCUUUUGUGAAGAACAGCCUGUACAAUGCCACAUUCCUGGCCACUGACAACGGCAACCCUUCGGCAACUGGCACGGGCACCCUGCAGAUCUACCUGAUGGACAUCAACGACAACGCCCCGAGGGUGUUCCCCCAGGAAGUGGAAAUAUGUGAGAAACCCGAGCCCAACGCCAUCAACAUCACGGCCAUCGACGGCGACUUGAUGCCCAAUGCUGGGCCGUUUGCCUUCGAGUUGGCUAACAUGCCGGUCGAUGUCAAGAGGAACUGGACUGUCACCAGAAUCAGUGGCGACUACGCUCAGUUACGCCUGAGGAUCGGUUUCCUCGACAGCGGCAUUUACGAGCUGCCCAUCAUCAUCACCGACUCCGGGAACCUGCCCUUGUUCAACACCUCCCACCUGCGGGUCAAAGUGUGCCAGUGCGACAUCAACGGCGACUGUACCGACCAGCAGCACAUUAUGGCCGCCGGACUGGGCACGGGCGCCAUCAUCGCCAUCCUGCUGUGCAUCAUCAUCCUCCUCAUUCUGGUGCUACUCUUUGUGGUUUGGAUGAAGCGCCGCGAUAAAGAACGCCAGGCUAAGCAACUCCUCAUUGAUCCCGAGGAUGACGUGAGAGACAACAUUCUCAAGUAUGACGAGGAAGGCGGCGGAGAAGAGGAUCAGGAUUAUGACCUGAGUCAGCUCCAGCAGCCCGACACGCUGGAACCCGAAGCCAUCAAGCCCGUAGGGAUCCGACGUCUCGAUGAGAGACCCCUCCACCCUGAGCCGCAGUACCCCAUGAGGUCUGCCGCCCCCCACCCCGGAGACAUCGGAGACUUCAUCAAUGAGGGCCUGAAGGCAGCCGACAACGACCCCACCGCCCCGCCUUACGAUUCUCUGCUGGUGUUCGACUACGAGGGCAGCGGCUCCACCGCCGGCUCGCUGAGCUCGCUCAACUCGUCCAGCAGCGGGGGCGACCAGGAUUACGAUUACCUCAACGACUGGGGACCUCGCUUCAGAAAACUGGCGGACAUGUACGGCGGGAGCGAUGACUAAGACACGAACGAGGACACCGGAAGACGACGACAAAAUGAAGGAAAGAUUCCUUGUGGAUGGAGUUGGACAUUUUGCAAUGGAAAAGAAAGAAAAAAGGAUGCAGAGAUUUUUUUUCAGAAAAAAAAACAAACAAAAAAAAAGAACCAACCAACCAACUCGGCUUAUUGUUGUAGUCUCCGCGUACAUAAUGCUUGUGGGCGAUGCCGGUGGACGCUCACACCAUUCAAGACUGUUGUGGGUAUUGAAUGCGCUCAGUUACACUUGAACUUCACAGUACAGAAGCACUGGGAUAUAAUGUGCCUUUUUGUACGUUUCUUUUGGACCGAAAUGAUUAGUUUUAUGUUCAAGGCUUUAAUGGUACUGAUUUUCUUUCGGGUGGGGGAUGAUUUCAAAGCAAAGUAUGUGACACUGAUACGCUUCGAUCACUCCCGUUUUUUUUUCUUUCUUUCUUUCCAUUUGUUUGUGAAGGCUUAUUUAAUGAAGGAUCAUCUGUCGACCCGGAUGGCGAGAACCACGAAGAGCAGCACUGUUGAGUAUGCGAGACUUGUCCACGGAAAUUGGACGGGUAUGCAGCUGGUCGCAGCUAAAAGGGAGUUAUGAAUCACAAUUUUGUAGCAGAUUACUUUUCUUUUUUUCUGGAGUGAUGUAGUACAGUAUUUGACAGAAAACAAAAAAAAAAAAACUGUUCUGAUCAAUGUUCACUGAUCAACUUCAUUUGCCUUAGUCAUCAUCGGAUUUUUUGGACUUUUUCUUCACUGUAAAAAGAUGUGUGUACAUACUGUUUUGUUGUUUUCUUUUCAUCUUUUCUUUGGGUGUAGUAUACUAUAAACAAGUGCAAAAAGUUCCAAAACCUGUAAAUGUUUCAUUUGGACAUCAAAAAUGAAAAUUCUUUUUGCAUGUUUUGAUCUUUUCAUGAUGACAAAAUGGAGGGAAGAAAAAAAAUGAUGUUCCCCAAGUUUAUUUACAAGAUGGAGAAAAAAAAUCUGGUUGACAGUGUGUAAAAGUUGAGAGAUUUUGUAUAACUAUAAUUUGAAAAAUUGAAAAAAAUUGUCGUCUCGUCAGCACAACUGUUGAAUUUGUACCCCCCAAGAAAAGUGUGGGUGGGGGUGUGUGUGACAUGCAAGGCACUGAUUAUUAAAGCUGAGCUUUAAUAGUGGAAAAACAUUUUGGACUUGAGCUGUGUGGAAACGCAUUUUGUUCUGCUCAACUAAUUAUCGCUCUCUUACCCAAACUAUUCAAAUAAAAGUCCAGUUUUGGAGCUCAAAAA